Miscanthus lutarioriparius is the source of this 846-nucleotide messenger RNA. Lineage: Eukaryota; Viridiplantae; Streptophyta; Magnoliopsida; Poales; Poaceae. The record is from the annotation of a GenBank genome assembly.
AUGGCAAAAUCACGAACAGGGACAUGGACACGCGUCAAGCCUCGGUUGGCUUUCAAUGCCUAUAAAUCACCCAUGCCGUCCAUGCCAUCUGUGCACAAGCGUUCCCCAGCUUGCACUGGAGAUCGAACAGAUAGAGAUUGGAGUGAGAUCAAGCGCCCAUCUGGACUGGUGGCGACCAUGAGGUCCAGCCUCUUCUCGCUAUGUUUCCACCUAGCCCUAGCCAUUACACUGGCUGCAAAUGUUCCUAGCCCUGCUCAUAGUAGGGUAUUCGCCCUAAAGACGCAACCCAAACCAACGCCACAACCUGAACCAAAGCCUGCACCGCAACCAGACCCAAAGCCAGAACCCAAGCCGACACCGCAGUCUGAUCCAAAACCAGCACCACAACCAGACCCAAAGCCAGAACCUAAGCCGUCGCCACAGCCUGAACCAAAACCCACACCACAACCAGAUCCGAAGCCAGAACCUAAACCGGAACCGAAACCUGCACCACAACCAGACCCAAAGCCAGAACCCAAACCGACACCGCAACCAGAACCAAAACCCACACCACAACCAGACCCAAAACCAGAACCCAAACCUACACCGCAGCCAGAUCCAAAACCAACACCACAGCCACCCUCCCCACGACCUGAACCAAAGCCCGAGCCUGAGCCAAUCCCCAAACCUACGCCGGGAACUAAACCUCAGCCAGAUCCUCAACCAAGCCCAAAACCCCAACCUGAACCAGAGCCCCAGCCAAGGCCCAAACCUACACCAGAGCCAAAACCCCAACCAGAACCAUCCAAGCCAGAGCCACCAUCUCUUUCACCACCCAUUGGCACGGGCGUCAUGGAAGGGAACUAA